Molecule: messenger RNA, 213 nt
Organism: Clonostachys solani
Lineage: Eukaryota; Fungi; Ascomycota; Sordariomycetes; Hypocreales; Bionectriaceae
Source: the annotation of a GenBank genome assembly
AUGUCAGGAGCGGGGGCAGAUGCCAGCACGCCUGUGCGAAGGCGAAGGUUGCGGAAGGGCACGCACAGCUGUACCGAAUCCAUCAACUCUUGCGGCUACACCUUUAGAGCUGGUGAUCUGUUGCUUGGAGGCUGCUGCGUAGCUCCUUAUGGCGAGAACAGAAACAAUGCUAAUGUCCCCAAUAGGUCGUCGGAGGAAGCUACGGUGCGAUAG